AUGUCGCCUAAAAAAUGUCUGGAGCAUUUCCAUGAUCCACCGAAAUGCCAAGCAAAGAACAAACUAGUUUACAUCAAAACUCACAAAACAGGCAGUACUACUCUGGCGUCUAUUCUGGAACGAUUUGGUUAUACAGGAAAUCUUACAAUGGCAGUACCUGAAAUUAGACAUGGUUUUCCUCGCACUAAUCUCUUCAACCGCAGUAUGGUUUGGAAAAUUGAUAAUAUUAGUAGUUUUGAUAUGCUUACAAAUCACGCCAGAUACAAUCGUCCAGAACUUGAUGCACUGAUACCAAAUGCAACAUAUAUAACAAUAUUAAGACAUCCUUUGGCGCAGUUUGAAUCAAUGUUUGGUUUCUUUAAUUGGGGAAGACAUAUACAUACCAAGGAUCCAAUCGCUACAUUUGUAAACGAUCCUAAAUACAUAAAUGCCACCAUUUACGGUAGAGCAACACAUAAUUCACAACUAUUUGACCUUGGCUUGAGUUUAAAACAGACACUUGAUGAGGACACAGUAAACAAAAAGAUACAAUCACUAAACAAAGAGAUGGAUUUAGUAUUAAUAACUGAAUAUUUUGACGAGUCGCUACUUAUAUUACGUGAUUUACUUUGCUGGUCAGUGGAUGACAUAUUGUACAUAUCCAAUGGUGUACGAAGUCUACAUUUACGACGAAAUUUUGACCGCGGCUGUCAAAAAGGAAAUACUGAAGCGAUGCAAAUCUGA
Messenger RNA from Saccoglossus kowalevskii, 723 nucleotides. Its product is annotated as galactosylceramide sulfotransferase-like. Lineage: Eukaryota; Metazoa; Hemichordata; Enteropneusta; Harrimaniidae. Gene Ontology annotation, biological process: glycolipid biosynthetic process. The record is from RefSeq and is a predicted model, not a curated record. Gene Ontology annotation, molecular function: galactosylceramide sulfotransferase activity. Gene Ontology annotation, cellular component: membrane.